Molecule: messenger RNA, 345 nt
Organism: Anas platyrhynchos (mallard)
Lineage: Eukaryota; Metazoa; Chordata; Aves; Anseriformes; Anatidae
Source: RefSeq, a predicted model, not a curated record
AUGACUCAGCCGGGAGCUAUUCUUCAGGGUUACAAUAACGAGCUGGUAAAAUACAUCGAAGACUUAUGUAUGCAAAAAGAGGAGCUGAACAAACAAAUUCAGCAAGCAGAAGAGGAAAAAAGUAAGCUCCAGCAUGAAAUUCAAGCCCUGAAUGAACAACUGGGGCAUGUGUCUGAAAACCUGGACCAGAAGAUAGCUUUGCGGAAUGAUCUUAGCAAAAUUCUUAACGAAGCUGAAACUGCUUACAUGAAGAUUUUGGAUAGUUCUAGAACUUUGCUUAAUGUCCUGAAGAAGGAGGUGGGAGACUUAAAGCAUACCCCAGAACUGAAAAGUAAUGUAACGUGA